UUUAAUUUUAGCGCAUUUGAUGGCAACUUCCAGACGGUGCAAUCUCGAAUUGCUGAUUGUGUUUAACCAUCUCGUAGAAAAAUCUAGUAUCGCCAUCUUUCUUGCUAGUUAGGGACAUUGGGAGAUAACGACGGAUAUCAGGUGAAAUUUUGUGAAGUGUUGUGAAGUGAGCAUAUUGAUAUAAAUGGAAAAAUGUCAAGCAAAUCUUCUAGCAAAGCCGAUCCGUCAAGCUAUCUCCAUGCGAAAACUUUAAAAAGGUCUCUGGAGAAAGAUCUUGAAACGGAGAAUAUCGAAAUAGUGGAAAUCAACAUUUCUUUGGGAAGUAAACCAGGUGACAAUUACACUAGCACCAUAUACCGCGUCGAAGUUAAAUAUAACCAAGGAAAUGGCAAAGAUAAAACAACUUCCCUUAUUGUAAAGAGUUUUCCCGUAUCAAGGGCCCAGUUGGAAAUUGAGGAGCUUGGUUUCAUAGAUAAAGAGGUUAACGUCUACAAUGAAAUCUUACCUAGAUUACAGGAACUGGUGGGAGCCGAAAUUCUAGCUCCAAGGUGCUACGAUAUAUUUAUUGAACCACAUCGCAACAUCGUUUUCCAGGAUAUGAAGACUUUGGGCUUUAUAUGUGCUGAUCGGGAGGCCGGACUCGAUGAAUUGCAUUUGAAAUUUGCUCUAAAAAAGAUCGCCAAAUUUCAUGCAACUUCCAUGGAACUACUAAAAAGGGACCCAACGAUCAAAGAAAAUUAUCAAAGAGGCCUUUUCAACGAAAAAACCGUCAAUUCGGCAUUGUUUCAUGCAAUUUUCACAACUACUUUCCAAUUGGGUUCCAAAAUGUUGAUGGAAAUGCCUGGAUAUGAACGCUUCAGUGCAAAACUAAUGAAAGCAUGUGAUAAUCUCGGAGAAAUCACACUAAAGGCAGUAGAUUCGAAUCCUGGCAAAGACGUAGUUGUUUUCAAUCAUGGCGACCUAUGGGUGAAUAAUUUUCUGUUCAAAUAUAACGAAGAUAGCAAACCGAUUGACGUUGUGUUUAUUGACUAUCAAGGAAGCUUUUGUGGAAGUCUAGGAAUAGACCUCAAUUACUUAUUUGCAAGCAGCGCCCAACUAGAUUUACUUAAAAAUAAAAUGGAAUUGAUCGGAAAAUAUUACUACCCGACAUGCGUUGAAACGCUCAAAGCAUUUAAUUUCGAACUGAUUCCAUCUAUCUAUGACGUAAUUGAGCAAGUUAAGCAACGGGAAAUGUAUAGUCUUAUAUGUCUCUUUGGAAUUUUGCCUUUGAUAUCAAUGGAUAAGGAAGAAUCUAAAACUAACAGCUUAGCUCAGUUUGCCAACAAAGAAAUAACAGAGAAGAAAACUUUAGUUGGAAUGUCCAGUAAAAGGUUCGUGGAGUCUAUGAAGUACACAUUGGUGGAUAUGGAGGAGACAUUAGAUGAUGCUUUGACUCCCUAUUAAGUAUUAAAUUAUUACAAAAUUCAAAUUAUUAACAUUUAUUCCAAUAAUGCUUUAUACUAUUAUUUUUUAUUGUCAUGAUAUGAUCUGAAUAAACUUAUAAACGUUUC
This is a messenger RNA of Hermetia illucens (black soldier fly), 1550 nucleotides long. RefSeq lists its product as uncharacterized. Lineage: Eukaryota; Metazoa; Arthropoda; Insecta; Diptera; Stratiomyidae. Bases 193 to 1443 code for a protein of 416 amino acids. The record is from RefSeq and is a predicted model, not a curated record. The transcript has 5 exons.